This is a messenger RNA of Pecten maximus, 1753 nucleotides long. RefSeq names its product CD209 antigen-like. The coding region runs from base 65 to 892 and encodes 275 amino acids. The record is from RefSeq and is a predicted model, not a curated record. The transcript is spliced from 4 exons. Lineage: Eukaryota; Metazoa; Mollusca; Bivalvia; Pectinida; Pectinidae.
UACACGUGAACAGAGAAGUCAGCUGGGCGCAUUCGAUAAGGUCCAUGUGAACGAAGCAGGAACUAUGAACUUUAUAAUUUUAACAGUGUUAGCUUUUAUCUUACCGUACACUGCCAUUGCCACGGGAGAGAAUAAAUACGAAAGUACGGAUAAAAAUGAUUUGGCUGACGAAAUAAUGUUUCUGUUAAAUGGGACGUUUUACCAUCUAAAAGACCAAUUGUGUAGUCUGCAGGGUAAAGUUGAUGUUUUAGAAACCAUGGUUGAUCAGGUCGCCCCGCUGCCUGAUGUCAGUAAUAAUACCCUGUUCACAGAAUUCAAACAAAUGGUUUCCAGAGAGCUUCUGGCUUUUGCAAAGAUACAGAGUGGAUUUGAAAAUUCGAUCCGCCUUCUUCAGAAGGAACAGGCAGAGAUCCGAGCUUUUCUCAACAGCACCUGUAGACACAAUGGUACUGACCAGAAAAAAGACAAUAACUAUGGGAACUGUACGGCUGGAUGGAUAGCCUUACACAAGAAAUGUUAUUAUAUCUCCUCUGAAACUGAAAAGACAAACUGGGAAUCGGCAGUUACACAUUGUAAAAACAUUGGCAGUAAGCUGGUCGAACUGAAGAAUGACAAGGAAGCUAGCCAUCUGUUCCAGUUGAUGCCGGAACGAGUCGGACACCGUGAUUACAUCUACACCGGGGAGAAAAGAGAUGACGAUGAAAACUGGGUGUAUUUAACAGAUUCAGAACUAGUUAACGAGGGAACCCGAACCUGGUCUCCAGAUGAGCCGGGGGGACCCCCAGAGAAUUGCGGAUGUGUCAGCAAAGAGGAUUCGCUUAAAAUGACUGACUGUCACUGUACGGGGUUUGAAUUACUGUUUAUUUGUGAAAAAGCGCGUGCAACCAAAUAAACAAACUUUUCAAAGCAAACAUGUAGGGAAGGAACAUAAUAGUCUUGAUGUAUUUUAACAUUGAUGUGAUAUUCAAUCAUUGAUGCUUUAUUAUAUUGAUGUAAUGAUUUACUAUUAUUGUAAUAUUCUUGAUGUAAUAUUAUAUUAUUGAUGUAAUAUUCUGAUAUAAAUGUAAUAUCAUAUUGAUGAAGUAUUGUAUUAUUGAUGUAAUCUAUUUUUGAUGUUAUAUCAUAUCAUUGAUGUAAUAGUCUAUCAUUGAUGUAAUAUUCUAUCAUUGAUGUAAUAUUCUAUCAUUGAUUUAAUAUUCUAUCAUUGAUGUAAUAUUCUAUCAUUGAUGUAAUAUUCUAUCAUUGAUUUGAUAUUCUAUCAUUGAUGUAAUAUUCUAUCAUUGAUGUAAUAUUCUAUCAUUGAUGUAAUAAUCUAUCAUUGAUGUAAUAUUCUAUCAUUGAUGUAAUAUUCUAUCAUUGAUGUAAUAUUCUAUCAUUGAUUUAAUAUUCUAUCAUUGAUGUAAUAUUCUAUCAUUGAUGUAAUAGUCUAUCAUUGGUUUAAUAUUCUAUUAUUGAUGUAAUAUUAAUGAUUAUUAUUCUGUCAUCAUGUAAUUGUCUUUUAUGUAGAAUGAAAGAAUUGUUUACCAUGCGUCCAAAACAUAGAUAUACAUUGUAUGUGUGUGUAAUUUACUUCGGAUUAUUGUGUAAAUAAAAUCAACAUGUCGGAAGUUAAUAUCGUAAAAAAUGUAAAUACAAACAAAAAUCAACGAUAUUAAUAUAUAGUCAAACCAGAAUGACCUGUAUCGUUGACCUUUUCGUAAAAUGUUCAAAGUGGGCCGCAGGCCUGAGUUAUUAAUUAAAAUUGCAAAAUAUC